AUGUACGGGGAUCAGGAUAUCUCGACAAAAUCCUUUCCCCUCAACACUGGCGACACAAUCCCGGCAAUCGGCCUGGGAACAUGGAAAUCCACAGGCCUCGUGGCCCGUGAAGCCGUCAAAAACGCCCUGCUUGCCGGAUAUCGCCACAUCGACACGGCCAUGGCAUAUGGCAACGAGGCCCAGGUUGGAGCCGGCAUUCGUGACUCUGGUGUUCCGCGGGAGAAGAUUUGGAUCACUACCAAACUGCGGAACAACUGGCAUCACUGUGUAGAACGGGGUCUUGAUGCUUCUCUGCGGGAGCUCGGGGUGGAGUAUGUGGAUUUGUUUCUGAUGCAUUGGCCUGUUGCGAGGGAUCCGAUGAAUCCCGGUCAGGCACUGAAGGAUUGGAGUUUUGUGAAGACUUGGCACGAGAUGCAAAAACUCCUCUCCACCAACAGAGUCCGCAACAUCGGCGUCUCCAACUUUGGCAUCCACAACCUCGAGAUCCUCCUCCACGACCCGCUCACUACCGUCAUCCCCGCCGUGAACCAAAUCGAGCUGCAUCCAUACAACCCGUCCCCCAAACUCGUCGCGUACAACACAUUCAAAGGCAUUCAUACCACGGGCUACUCAUGUCUGGGCUCCGGAUCAUCGGGAGUCUGUGAGGACCCCGUUCUGAAAAGGCUGGCCGAGAAAAAGGAAAAGACCCCGCAGCAGAUCCUGCUGAUGUGGGGGAUUCAAAAGGGUUGGAGUGUGAUUCCCAGAUCGACGAAGCAGAGUCAGAUCGAAUCGAAUUUUGAUCUUGAUGGGUGGUGUUUGACACGGACCGAAAUUCGCCAGGUGGAUCGGGUGCAGUGUCGGUGCAAGAUUGUUGGAGACGGAUUCUUGCCAAUGAAGGUGUUUUUUGGAGAUGAUGAGUAG
Messenger RNA from Penicillium diatomitis, 900 nucleotides. RefSeq names its product putative glycerol dehydrogenase Gcy1 (gene gcy1). Gene Ontology annotation, molecular function: aldose reductase (NADPH) activity. NCBI's taxonomy places the organism in Eukaryota, Fungi, Ascomycota, Eurotiomycetes, Eurotiales, Aspergillaceae. The record is from RefSeq and is a predicted model, not a curated record. Gene Ontology annotation, cellular component: cytosol. The transcript is spliced from 3 exons. The coding region runs from base 1 to 900 and encodes 299 amino acids.